AUGGUAAGUCUGAGCGAUGCCAGUGCUUCUGGUGGAGACUCCACCUCUCAACGACAGUAUUGCUCCUCUUUAGCUCGGCUAUCAGAGAUAGCUGGGAAGUUUAUACUGGAGAAUGAGGAGAGGAGUCCACAGGACUCGCAGAAUUUGAAACUUGUGCUGCAGCAGUGUAUCGAUACUCUGUCGAAUUAUAAAGAUCAGGGGAAGAGACUGAAGAAUUUGCAUUUGAAUGGACAGCGGGCAGACGCGCAAGUGUUUGAACUGUACGAAAGUGCGUACAUUUACUAUAAAAUCAUGCAUCUGUUGGUGUUAAGCAGAAUACCGAAUUUUAUUCAGUUCCAAACUUUGAAAGCUAAAAAUGGUCUUAGCAAGAACGAGAAGGAGCUAUUGGAUAUUUACAACACUUUGGUGAAGACGUUACUCCAUGAUGAAAAUAUCACUCCAAUUAAGAUGUUCAUCAAGGCACAUUCGAGACCAGAUACCUCCGUACAGAGGGAUAAAGGUACGCCACUUCCGGCAACAGGGUCGCCCAUAUUUCUAGAUCAACUAGACGAAAUUCUCCGUGACCAUGACAGUUCACAGGUUCUGUUUAUUGACGUGAGAACAAGACUGGAUUUCAAUAAGGGUCAUUUUAAGGUGCCGAACAUAAUAUGCAUAGAACCUGUAUCCUUCAAAUCAUCGUACUCGGAUCAUGACCUAGAGAAAAAAUCGAUGAUUACCUCGACAAACGACGAGAUCGUCCUGUUCCACAGAAGACAAGAGUUCGCCUUUAUUGUAUUGUACUCAAAUGACACUGAUAAAAAGUCCGGAAUAGUUUAUAAGGAGAGGAAAACACUCUUGGCAAAUUUAUUGUUGAAUCACUCCUUUGAAAAACCUUUGUCCAAUAGACUAUACGUUCUCGAAAAUGGAUUCGAUAGUUGGACCAAACAGGGGAGAGAAUUGGUUCGACUGGACGCAGAUCCAGUUGCCAACGGGAAACUGGAACAGAACGGUACAACUGAGGAUAGCGCCAUUUAUACAAAUGGUAACACGUCUCGUCUCAGCCUGCAGCAUUUGCCCAAGAUGUCGCCGAGCAUAGGCGUCAAGAUGGACCAAUCCAUGAAAGAUAUGAUGUCAUCUACGGCACCCGCGGCAAUAAAUACACCACAUCUUUUACGGCAACAAUCGCCUAAUGACUUAAACAACGGUAGCACACUUCUUAGGAGAACGGCGAGUUUAAAGAAAAUUUUCCCCAGUUUCAUGAACUCUUCUCCAUCUUCAAACUCGAGGGAAGGCUCAGCUAGACCCAGUUCACCGAAAUUGUACAUCGAACCUACUCAAAAUUCACAACUAUAUUCCAACAGUACGCCUGUAACGUCAUCCUUGCCGAAAAUGGGCAUACACCGUACGUCGUCCCGAUCAAAUUAUACACAGUACCCAGAGACUCCACUUUUGCAAAACGAUAGAGCAUCUAGUUUGAGCCCAGGAGACAUGAGUAUAACGCCAAUAAACACUAGAUGCAAACCCUCGUUUACCAAAUCUAGCUCUCCCCAAACUUACGAAAUUACUAACGGUAAGAGUGGCACGACGUCGACGCCCUUAUCCAAUACCAUACAAUCGUCCUCUCCGAGUCAAGCGACUGGUUCGAGCCAAGUCCAAUAUCCACAGAUAUCACAUCCAAUAGAUGAGAAAUUAAAUCCCCUCAUGGGCUCAAAGGUUCCUAAUUCCCCCCAGUUGCCACCCUUACCUUCAAAAUCGGUAUCAACAAACAAAAUUGUAACAGCAAGUUCGAAAUCACACUUACCAAAUAAUUCAAUUUUAACUAGCACUGGAAAUCAUGUUGCCGAGUCCACUGGCCCACAAUUUGAUCUGGAUUUCAUGGUCGGACUGGAAAACAUGGGUAACUCGUGCUAUCUAAACUGCAUUAUCCAAUGUCUCUUGGGCAACAACGAAUUGAUCAAAAUAUUUUUAGAUAAUUCGUUCGAAAAAUAUGUCAACCUAAACAGCAAGUUGGGCUCGAAGGGUGUCCUCGCAAGGUACUUUUCAAGGCUGAUUCAUACAAUGUACAACAACGCUCGUACAAUUAAGCACGGCGGGAAGCAUGCUCCUGUAAAGCCUGCCCAGUUUAAGAUGGCAUGUGGGUCCGUCAACUCUGCGUUCAAAGGUGGCUCGCAGCAAGAUUGCCAAGAAUUUUGCCAGUUUUUGUUGGAUGGGCUGCAUGAGGAUUUGAAUCAAUGUGGUGGGAAUAAAAGAUUGGCAGAACUGACAGAAGAGGCAGAGAACCUGCGAGAAAAACUGUCUUUGCGAAUCGCGUCUUCGAUUGAAUGGGAGAGGUUUCUCACCACCGACUUUAGUGUCAUUGGAGAUUUGUUCCAGGGCCAGUACGCUUCCAGGUUGCAAUGUAAAACCUGUGGAAAGACGUCAACGACAUAUCAACCUUUUUCCGUCUUGUCGAUACCUGUUCCCUCAAAGCAUAUAAGCAAAUGCUCCAUAAUUGACUGUUUCGAUGAGUUUACUAAAGUGGAAAAUCUGGAGGUUGAUGAGCAAUGGUCAUGCCCCCGGUGUAAAAGUAAACAACCGUCCACAAAGAAACUGACGAUAACAAGACUACCUCGCAACCUGAUCAUUCAUUUGAAAAGGUUUGACAAUAGGUUGAAUAAAAAUAAUAUUCUGGUACAGUAUCCAUUCACCUUGGAUCUGACAACUUUUUGGGCUAACGAUUUUGAUGGGAAAUUACCACUCAACGUCUCAGAACUGCCCACGAGGGGUCAAAAGCCGCCGUUCAACUAUAAAUUGUACGGCGUUGCAUGUCAUUUUGGCAGUCUCUACGGUGGUCACUAUACGGCUUACGUGGAUAAGGGUAUAAAGAAUGGUUGGUACUACUUUGAUGACACUAGCUGUAGACCAAUCAAGAAUAGUAUGGAACCGAUUACGUCGAGUGCCUAUGUGUUGUUCUACAAAAGAAUUUACGGUGCAAGUUACUAA
Molecule: messenger RNA, 2961 nt
Organism: Huiozyma naganishii CBS 8797
Lineage: Eukaryota; Fungi; Ascomycota; Saccharomycetes; Saccharomycetales; Saccharomycetaceae
Gene: DOA4
Product: ubiquitin-specific protease DOA4
Exons: 1
Coding region: 1-2961 (986 amino acids)
Biological process (GO): protein deubiquitination
Molecular function (GO): cysteine-type deubiquitinase activity
Source: RefSeq, a predicted model, not a curated record